Molecule: messenger RNA, 1101 nt
Organism: Closterium sp. Naga37s-1
Lineage: Eukaryota; Viridiplantae; Streptophyta; Zygnematophyceae; Desmidiales; Closteriaceae
Source: the annotation of a GenBank genome assembly
AUGAGUGUAAGUGCCACGGCCUUGCGGUUUGGCAUCCUUCCUAUCCAUAUUCACCCUUUCCGCCGCUUUACCCUCCGACCCCAUCUUUUCCGCUUUUCUCCUUUCCCUCUCCCUGCUUCUCACCCCUGUUUCCGUUCCCCCCUUCCCCCGGUUUUCCCUGUUACUGGCAUAUCCCGCGCAUUCCCCCUCUUCCCCGUCUUCCCACGUCCGAUCCUAUCCCGCGCACCCCUCCCGCUUUCCCGCCUCCAUCUCACGUCCUCUCAGAGCUGUCUGAAUCGGCAGCAGAAGGAGGCAGUGCAGCAAUGCAGCCGUCUGAAUCGGCAGCAGAAGGAGGCAGUGCAGCAAUUUGUGGCAAUCACAGGCACGGGCGACCGGGGGGCACUAGCGGCCCUGCGAGCGAGCGAGUGGAACAUGGAGCUGGCGUUCGACCUAUUCUACUCCUCCUCCACCUCGGGUCAGCAGCUGAGGGCCUUGGGGCGCUCUGCUGCUCCUAAAGUGGACCCUCGGCAGCUGGAGCAUCUGUUUCUCAGAUACAAAGACCCUCACUGUGAUUUAAUUCUCGUGGACGGCAUUUCAAAGCUGUGUGAGGACCUCGAGGUGGAUCCUCAAGACAUUGUCAUGCUGAUUCUAUCAUGGCACUUCAAGGCAGCGACCAUGUGUGAAUACUCCAAGGAGGAGUUCAUCCAAGGCAUGCAACGAGUGGGUGUCAGCAGCGCGGACGAGCUCAAGGCACGGUUGCCGGCACUGCGAUCAGAAAUCAACGACGACCAUAAAUUCAGGGAGAUUUACAACUUCUCCUUCGAUUGGGCAAAGGAGAAGGGUCAGAAGUCUCUGGCAUUCGACACGGCCAUAGGCAUGUGGCAGCUGCUCUUCACGGCGCGGCCAUGGCGAUUCGUCGAGCACUGGUGUGAAUACCUGCAGAUGAAACACAACAAGGCCAUUUCUCGAGACACAUGGCAGCAGCUAUUAGAAUUCACCAAGAUCACGGACCCAUCGCUCUCAUCGUACGAUGAGGAGGGUGCGUGGCCAUACCUCGUUGAUGAGUUUGUGUCACACCUGAGAGAGGAAGGCGUGGUGCCCAGCAAACCCGACGCCGCGUAG